Messenger RNA from Macadamia integrifolia, 2343 nucleotides. RefSeq names its product pyruvate decarboxylase 1-like. The record is from RefSeq and is a predicted model, not a curated record. Gene Ontology annotation, molecular function: thiamine pyrophosphate binding; carboxy-lyase activity; magnesium ion binding. NCBI's taxonomy places the organism in Eukaryota, Viridiplantae, Streptophyta, Magnoliopsida, Proteales, Proteaceae.
UCGUGGGAUUACUACGAUGGAGAUAUCCAGAAAUUUCAGAGAGGAUCUGUCUCGCUCUCUCAAGCUCAAAAAUGGAAAACCGCCACUGGGUAGUAGCUCAAAGCCAUCUCAAAACCCCAUCUCUCUGUCUCCAGAAUCCAAAAUUUCUAGUACCUGUCAUCUUCUGGUAAUACCCUCGGGCUGGUUUUGAGAUUGGUUGUAGUGGUUGAUUGAUCAGUACCAAUGGAAACCAAGGUUGGUAGCAUCGAUUCAUACAGUCCUGCCUGCAACGGCGUGGGAAGCCUCCCAUCUUCCGCCGUAUCCGUCGUCCAAAAUUCUGUCGCUCCGGUCCCCAGAUCCGAGGCCACCCUGGGUCGCCACCUCGCUCGUCGACUCGUCCAGAUUGGUGCCACGGACGUCUUCUCUGUCCCCGGUGACUUCAACCUUACCCUACUUGACCACCUCAUCGCAGAGCCUGGUCUCAACCUUAUUGGCACCUGUAACGAGCUCAACGCUGGGUACGCCGCCGAUGGCUUUGCUCGUCGCCGUGGUGUUGGUGCCUGUGUCGUCACGUUCACCGGUGGCCUGAGCGCUAUCAACGCAAUCGCCGGUGCCUACAGUGAGAAUCUCCCCGUCAUUUGCAUUGUCGGUGGGGCGAAUUCAAAUGAUUAUGGUACCAACAGAAUCCUUCACCACACCAUCGGAUUGCCCGACUUCAACCAAGAGCUUCGGUGCUUCCAGACUGUUACCUGCUUUCAGGCGGUGGUGAAUAACUUGGAAGACGCACAUGAAUUGAUCGAUACGGCCAUUUCGACGGCUUUAAAAGAAAGCAAGCCUGUUUAUAUUAGCAUCAGCUGUAACUUACCGGGGAUCCCUCAUCCUACCUUCAGUCAUGAUCCUGUCCCCUUCUGCCUAUCGCCCAAAUUGUCCAAUCAGAUGGGUUUAGAAGCAGCUGUGGAUGCCGCCGCAAAGUUUUUGAACAAGGCAGUCAAGCCAGUUAUGGUGGCUGGGCCGAAACUCCGAGCGGCAAAGGCCACCGAAGCCUUUGUUGAGCUUGCAGAUGCUUGUGGCUAUCCCGUCGCGGUGAUGCCGUCGGCGAAAGGGUUGGUGCCAGAGGACUACCCGAGGUUCAUCGGCACAUACUGGGGAGCUGUUAGCUCUCCUUACUGUGCAGAGAUAGUUGAAUCUGCAGAUGCCUACAUCUUUGCCGGACCCAUUUUUAACGAUUACAGCUCAGUUGGCUAUUCGCUUCUAUUGAAGAAGGAAAAGAUGAUAAUGGUGCAGCCUGAACGGGUAGUGAUCCUCGAUGGACCUGCAUUUGGGUGUGUUCUUAUGAAGGAUUUCUUGCGGGCUCUAGCGAAGAAGCUCAAAUUCAAUUCAACUGCUUACGAGAAUUACCGCCGUAUAUAUAUCCCUGUGGGGCUUCCUCCCCAAUGUGAACCCCAGGAACCCCUAAGGGUUAAUCUCCUGUUCAAGCACAUACAAGCAAUGCUGUCGGGUGACACUGCUGUGAUCGCGGAAACAGGGGAUUCAUGGUUUAAUUGCCAGAAGCUGAAACUUCCAAGAGGUUGCGGGUAUGAAUUCCAAAUGCAAUAUGGAUCAAUUGGGUGGUCAGUUGGAGCAACACUAGGAUAUGCACAGGCUGCAAAGGAUAAGCGAGUCAUUGCCUGCAUUGGAGAUGGAAGCUUCCAGGUGACAGCGCAAGAUGUGUCGACGAUGCUGCGUUGUGGGCAGAACAGCAUCAUCUUCCUUAUUAACAAUGGUGGUUACACUAUAGAGGUUGAGAUCCAUGAUGGUCCAUACAAUUUGAUCAAGAACUGGAACUACACCGCGUUGGUGGAUGCAAUUGAUAAUGGUGAAGGGAAAUGCUGGACGACUAAGGUAAGAUACGAAGAUGAGCUUGUGGAAGCAAUUGAAACAAUGAUGGGACCUAAAAAAGACUCAUUGUGCUUCAUAGAGGUUAUUGUUCACAAGGAUGAUACAAGCAAAGAGCUACUAAUAUGGGGAUCAAGGGUGGCUGCAGCAAAUAGCCGGCCACCAAAUCCUCAGUAGAUUCAAGUCUGCAGCUCCUGAUGUGUUCUUUCCAGUAGCUGUGAGUGUAAAAUAGUUCUUCAGUUAAUUCCUCAAGAAUAGGAUUCUGUUCAUCUUUUUUUAUUAUGUGGCAGAGUUGUACUGUCAAAUUUUGUAUAUAUGGGUGUGUUUAUCCUGGAUCAAAAGAGGUAAGGGCUGGCCUAAAAUGAUCAUAGGCGAAAUGGUGACGAAUAAUAUGCAUAGUCUCGGCUUUGUCCCAAGUAUGACUUUGGAUAGGGCCUAUUGGAGGGUUAGGAUCCAUAUUGUUGAUUCCAUUUAGUUGAAAUUCUCCUA